This is a messenger RNA of Lathyrus sativus (Indian pea), 408 nucleotides long. The record is from the annotation of a GenBank genome assembly. Lineage: Eukaryota; Viridiplantae; Streptophyta; Magnoliopsida; Fabales; Fabaceae.
AUGAACACCGACGACAACUCCUCCACUCUCAUUGACGAUGAAAUAUUUUCCAAUGGCGGCGAUGAUGACAACCGCAAUAACCACCGUCAGAUCAUCAACACAGACCAAUUUGACAUCAAGGCAUACGCCAGCCUCUACUCUGGCCGCACUAAGAUCUUCCGACUCCUCUUUAUUGCUAAACAUUGCGGAGAUAACUUGAUGAUGCAGUUGGAGGCGCUUCGUAUGGCCUUCGACGAAAUCAAGCAAGGCGAGGAUACGUCACUCAUGAGGGAAGUUGUUAGCAAGAUUAAGGGUCGUUUGGGACCUAACUAUACUGUUGACGACACUUGGUAUUUCACCAUUGAUAAGAAAGCAAAGCUGAAGAAGGAGAAACUCGAGACCGAGCUUAAUUCCUUCAGGACAAACUAG